GAGUCAAAGCAGGCAGAGUAUUAUAAAAAUUCUUUAAUAGUUAUGCUUGAAGAAGAAUUUGAAGAAAGAAAUAAAAGAAACUUAAAAUUACGAUUUGGAAAUAAAGAUGAUGUUGUUUUGGAUGUGUUGGAUUUUGCCGGUCAAGGAGAAUACUACGCCUCUCAUCAGACAUAUAUUCGCAAGGAUGCUAUAUUCAUUCUCGCGAUAGACACAUCUAAAGACUUUAAUCAAAGAAAAAAACAUAAAGAAAGAGAAGAGAAUAAAAGCAUUCCCGAGGCAGUCAACAAAAACCUUUUUCUUUGCGAUAGACCCGGAGUUGCUUUUACCUGUUGGAGUCCAAAAGAUUAUUUCUACUACUGGUUGAAAACAAUUCAAAUCCAUGGGGGUAGUAGUGAACGCAUUAUUUUUAUUGGAACUCAUGAAGACGAAAAAAGGAAGGAUUUCAACUUUGUUCAUCUACUUAACGAUGCUAUGGCUGAAAAUCUCGUCACAAAGGCAUAUUCAAAACCUAUCAUUAUAGAUCUUUGUAGAUAUGAUGAAGUAACUGAGGAAGCUUUAACUGAAAUAAAAAAUGAGAUUUGUAUGCUCAUCAACAAAUGCAGGAGAGAAAAUCGGCCUGCAAAGUGGGUAACAUUUUCAAGUCGGUUUGAAAUCAUCAAAAGAAAAUAUCCAAUUAUAAAAAUUGAAGACGUUUUGGAAAUGAUUGAUCAUUUUGAUUUUGAAAUGAGUGACACUGAAGUAGCAGAUAUGCUUCAUUUCUUCCACACUUCUGGGAAAAUUAUUUUCUUCAAUAUGAGUAGAUUACAGGACAUUCUUAUUCUUGAUAUUCAGUGGUUUAUUGACUGUUUCAAGCACAUAAUAGCUGAUCGCCAGCAUGUGGAAGAAGAUUGUAGGAUUGUUGAUGUUAAGGACCAAAAAAUGUUGCGCAACUUUCAUGAAAAAGGUGUAUUAGAGAUCAGUCUUUACAAGAAAUUAUUGACCCAGAAAGGUAUUUCAAAACAGUAUCAGAACACUUUAGGUGAAUAUCAGAGUAAGCUUGGUAUGAUGUUCUAUGUUCAGAAUUAUGAAAUCGAUGAUGGAUCCAGCAUAGACGGUUGGUAUGUUCCUAGCAUAAACACCCAGGAAUUCAAACCCAGCAAUGCGAGGUAUAGAAGCAAUGAGUCCUCACAGAUCCUUUGUUUUAAAUUCAAAGACUAUCUGCCAUAUGAUUUCUUUGGCAGAUUAAUAGUAGCUUGUGUGAACUCAGGACAUUGGCACCCGUACGAUUUCCGGUUGUGCAAAGCUGGUGCAGAUAUGUGUUAUCAAAAGUCUGGCAACGAGGGCGAACAGAUUUACCUUUUUACGUCAAAAAGGAUUGUUACUGUUCAAUUUAUUGGAAAGCAUUCAGAACAAAAUGGACAAGAAGUCAAGCAAGAAAUACUUACAAUAGUUCGACAACUUGUUCAGUUUUACUCAUGUUCCACUGAGUAUGAAUUAGGAUUUCUUUGUCGAAAAGAAGAGGGUUAUAAAGAAAAUUCGGUAAAUCACUUUGUGUCAAAAAGAUACAAGUUCUGUCAGGGAUGCAGUCAACCAUGUGACUGGGUGGACACCGAAUCGUUUUGGAAAGAAGUAAGAAUAUGAAUUUCAACCAAAU
Molecule: messenger RNA, 1633 nt
Organism: Saccostrea echinata
Lineage: Eukaryota; Metazoa; Mollusca; Bivalvia; Ostreida; Ostreidae
Exons: 3
Coding region: 43-1620 (525 amino acids)
Source: RefSeq, a predicted model, not a curated record